This is a messenger RNA of Musca vetustissima, 1965 nucleotides long. Its product is annotated as phosphoenolpyruvate carboxykinase [GTP]-like. Gene Ontology annotation, biological process: propionate catabolic process; cellular response to glucose stimulus; hepatocyte differentiation. Gene Ontology annotation, molecular function: phosphoenolpyruvate carboxykinase (GTP) activity; GTP binding; manganese ion binding. Gene Ontology annotation, cellular component: cytosol. The coding region runs from base 9 to 1946 and encodes 645 amino acids. The record is from RefSeq and is a predicted model, not a curated record. Lineage: Eukaryota; Metazoa; Arthropoda; Insecta; Diptera; Muscidae. The transcript has 3 exons.
UUUUCAAAAUGCCUGAACUCAUCGAACAAAGCAAACCAAUUUCCAAUGGCACUUUGCCAGUGCAGAACAAAUCCAAGGAGGACAACUGCGGUUUAUACAAUCACAUUCGCGGCAUCAACGUUUCUUAUGGCUCGGUCCAGAAGCUUACACCUGGAGUGCAGGCCUUCGUCGAAGAAGCCGUGGUAUUGUGUCAACCCGAACAGAUCCACAUUUGCGAUGGCUCCGAAAUGGAAAACAAAAUGCUGGUGAAACUGAUGUGCGAAGCUGGCACCAUCGUCCCCUUGCCAAAAUAUGAGAACUGCUGGUUGGCCCGUACAAACCCUGCUGAUGUUGCCCGCGUUGAAUCGAAAACUUUCAUUUGCACCGAACGCAAAGAAGAGUCUAUUCCCACCCCUCAAGAGGGUGUAAAGGGCACAUUGGGUAAUUGGAUCUCUCCAGCUGAUAUGGAGGCGGCCAUAAAGGAACGCUUCCCUGGAUGCAUGAAGGGCCGCACAAUGUACGUAGUACCAUUCAGCAUGGGCCCAGUUGGUUCCCCUCUUUCGAAAAUUGGCAUUGAAAUCACAGAUUCGGCAUAUGUUGUGGCUUCCAUGAGGAUUAUGACCCGUAUGGGAGCAAGCGUCUUGGAACAAUUGCAAAAGAAGGAGGAAUUUGUCCGUGCUCUUCAUUCCGUCGGCACACCAGCAAAUGGCAUCAUUGAACGUAGCUCAUGGCCAUGUGAUCCCGAGAGAACGAUUAUUUUACACAAGCCUGCUGAUAACUUGAUUGUUUCCUACGGCUCAGGAUACGGUGGCAACUCCCUGCUAGGCAAGAAAUGUUUCGCUCUCCGCAUCGGCAGUACCAUUGCCAAGAAGGAAGGCUGGUUGGCUGAGCACAUGUUGAUUUUGGGAAUUACAGAUCCCAAAGGUGUGAAGAAGUACAUCACUGCCGCUUUCCCCUCGGCUUGUGGCAAAACCAACUUGGCCAUGUUAAACCCAACUCUUCCCGGAUACAAAGUCGAAUGUGUUGGUGAUGACAUUGCUUGGAUGAAGUUUGACGAACAAGGUACCCUUCGUGCCAUUAAUCCCGAAAAUGGCUUCUUUGGCGUCGCUCCAGGCACAUCAAUGGAAACAAAUCCCAUUGCCAUGAAAACCGUAUUCAGAAACACAAUCUUCACCAAUGUUGCAUCGACCUCUGAUGGUGGUGUUUUCUGGGAAGGUAUGGAAAGCAGUUUGGCCGAGGGUGUUACUAUCACCGACUGGUUGGGUAAUCCAUGGACCAAAGAGUCCGGCAAACCUGCAGCUCACCCCAACUCCCGUUUCUGCACCCCAGCCAGCCAGUGCCCCAUUAUUGACGAGGCCUGGGAAGACCCUGCCGGCGUACCCAUCAGUGGUAUUCUUUUUGGCGGCCGCCGUCCAGCUGGAGUUCCACUUAUUUAUGAAGCUCGCAACUGGACUCAUGGUGUGUUCAUGGGAACAGCAAUGCGCAGCGAAGCCACAGCUGCUGCUGAACACAAGGGCAAAGUAAUCAUGCACGAUCCCUUUGCCAUGCGUCCAUUCUUCGGAUACAACUUUGGCCAUUACGUUCAACAUUGGUUGAGCAUGGAAUCGCGUGGCAAUGUCCCCAAGAUUUUCCACGUCAACUGGUUCCGCAAAGGCGCAGAUGGUAAAUUCAUGUGGCCCGGAUAUGGUGAUAAUUCCCGAGUCCUUGAAUGGGUCCUUCGUCGUAUCAACGGCGAAAAUUGUGCAGCCGAAUCCGCAAUUGGUUACAUCCCAGCUGAGAAUCAAUUGAACAUGGAGGGCAUGGCCGACAAUGUAAAUUUGGCUGAAUUGUUCUCAUUGCCCAAGGACUUCUGGACUCAAGAAGUCGAGGAAAUUCGCAAAUACUUUGAAUCGCAAAUCGGCUCCGAUCUUCCCGCCGCCAUCUACAAUGAGUUGGAACAGUUGAAGCAACGUAUAGCUGCUAUGUAAAUACAUUGACUUAAACAUA